AUGGGCUUUUUUGACGGAUUUGCGUUCGUUAGCCCGGGCGCCUCUAAAACUUACCGGAUGUGUUCGCGGCUGGACCAAGGAUCAAACACAGGGGGCAUCGUCCACGUCCACGGUUUGGACAAUCUCAGUAUACCUAGUAGUGGGGUCUACCAGGAGUUCGCAAUUAGAAAUUAUCUUCCUCGUCGUUCUAUAGCUAGAUCAAACGCUUUAAGGAAACGUCAAAUGAAUUGGGCCCUCGGAGUCGCAAAAAGAAGACAACGCUUCCGAUUCGCAGCAGGAGUUCAAAGGGCGACUCAUUAA
Leptosia nina is the source of this 300-nucleotide messenger RNA. Lineage: Eukaryota; Metazoa; Arthropoda; Insecta; Lepidoptera; Pieridae. The record is from the annotation of a GenBank genome assembly.